Ichthyophthirius multifiliis is the source of this 612-nucleotide messenger RNA. RefSeq lists its product as hypothetical. The record is from RefSeq and is a predicted model, not a curated record. The transcript is spliced from 2 exons. NCBI's taxonomy places the organism in Eukaryota, Ciliophora, Oligohymenophorea, Hymenostomatida.
AUGCUGUCCCUCUAUAAAUAACAUUCUAAUCAGGAUUUUAAAGUUUUGUCUCUAGAGAACUUUUUAAUACUGGAAUUCUUCUAUUUAUGGUCGAUAAUUUCAUCUGUUUAAAUACUAGUUAUUUCGAAAAAGGUAUACUAGUUUAAGACCGUUAUCUAAUAUUAAAGAAUUACAUUAAAAGUCAUUUAAUAACUGAUUUUUUAUCUAAUAUACCUUUACUUAUAGACUAUUUUUAUUUCCCUUUAAGAGAUAGAUGAGGGAUGUUAAUGCUUGUUUAAUUUUUUAAAAAUGACAGAAUAACAAUUAUAAUUCGGAAAAUAGAAGAGUUUUUUCAUUUAAAUCCUACAUAAUAAUAAUUAGUUUCUCUUUUUAAAUUAUUGUCUAUUAUAUUAUUUAUAGCCCAUUUGUUUGCCUGUAUUUGGAUUUAUAUAGCGAUAGAAAAAUCAUAGUCUUGGAUUAUUAAAUAAGAUUAUGAAAACAAAAAUUGGAUUUCUUAGUAUUUAAUUGCAUAUUAUUUUUCUACAGUCACUAUUAUUACAGUAGGAUAUGGAGAUGUUCUUCCAACAACAACAUAUGAAUAUCUUAUGUAUUGUUACUAUGUUAAUUUCUUGA